AUGAAGAGCUGGCUCCGGACGCUAGGCCUUACGGCCCUGCUAGCAGGCCAUGUCCUUGCCAAUGAGGUGGAAAUAAAAUCCGAUGGAGCGCACAAUCAACGAUGCUCAGGGAUGUACAGCCGCAAAGCUUGGGGAGGGAGCGUCGACCCCUUUAUCUUGGUGAAGUUUACCAAGUCCAACGUACCAGCGGGCGACCCUCUCGCCAGCUUGAUUAUAUUUGAAUGGAACGACGAGGACUUGAUUGGCGAGUACCGGAACAAUGGCGAUGAGAUCAAGGAAACCAUCUGCGAUGCAGCCAACGUCGAUGCGAAGCUUUGCACAGAAGACCAGAUUGGCGCCUUCCUCCUGACCAAGAACGCGACCGAUGUUUCCCAGAACGCCAUCCUCUCUACCGCUGUCCACCUCAACAACCCGGACGCCAUCAAAUACUCCGUCCGGAAGACCGGUUUUUACUGUGUCAGCACCUACCCAUACUCCGGAGAGGAUUACGGGGCUGUGGUGACUUUCCGUAACUCGUACGGCGAGCUUCCCGCUGCCCAAAUUGCCAAACUUCCGUUCUACGGAGGCCUGACCAUUGUUUAUGCUGUCAUUGGAUGCUUCUGGGCAUUCCUCUACUUCCAAAACCGCUUCGAUAUCUUGCCUGUCCAAAACUACAUCACUGCCAUUGUCGUCUUCUUGGUUGUUGAGCAGCUGAUGACAUGGGGAUUCUAUGAUUACCAAAACCGUCAUGGACUGAAUGGCAUGGGCAAGGCAUUAAUGGUCAUCGUUGCGAUUCUCAAUGCAGGCCGCAAUGCUUUCUCUUUCUUCCUCCUGCUCAUAGUGUGCAUGGGCUAUGGUGUUGUCAAGCCCUCCCUUGGUCGGACAAUGGUCUACGUCCGCAUCCUGGCCAUUGCGCACUUCAUCUUUGCGGUCGUCUACUCUAUCGCCAGUCUUUCAAUCACUCCGGACAGUGCCGGUCCCCUGGUGCUCCUAAUUGUUCUUCCUCUCGCCGGAACCCUGACGGCCUUCUACGUGUGGACGCUGAACUCGCUCAAUGCUACCAUGAAGGAUCUGAUUGAUCGGAAGCAGAAGACCAAGGCGCUCAUGUAUAAGAAGCUCUGGUGGUGCAUCCUCGGCAGCAUCAUUGUGAUUUUCGGCUUCUUCUUUAUCAACUCGUUCGCCUUCGCUGGCCACAGCGACGCCAGCUUCGUGCCAGAGCACUGGAAGGCUCGGUGGUUUGUCCUUGAUGGAUGGCUCAAUCUAGUUUACAUGUUUGACAUUAUCUUUGUGGCUUACCUUUGGCGACCAACAGCCAACAACCGACGCUUCGCCAUGAGUGAUGAGCUUGCUCAAGAUGACGACGGCUUCGAGAUCCGCUCCUUUGGCAGCGGUCUGGAUGAGGAAGACCCCUUGGAGGCACCUCCAGAGUACCCCGGUAGCUCGAACCGCCGCGACCUGUCGCCCGUUCCUCCCAAGCCGGUGAACUCGGGCCAGCGUGAGCGCCCUUCUCUGGAUGAGGAGACCAUUUUCGCCGUGGGCGAGGAUGGGGACAAGUGGUCCGACGACGACGAGUCUCCUCGCAACUCCAGCGAGAGACAAAGGCUUACCCAGUAA
Penicillium cinerascens is the source of this 1593-nucleotide messenger RNA. RefSeq lists its product as uncharacterized. Lineage: Eukaryota; Fungi; Ascomycota; Eurotiomycetes; Eurotiales; Aspergillaceae. Gene Ontology annotation, biological process: retrograde transport, endosome to Golgi. The transcript is spliced from 7 exons. The record is from RefSeq and is a predicted model, not a curated record. The coding region runs from base 1 to 1593 and encodes 530 amino acids. Gene Ontology annotation, cellular component: membrane; Golgi apparatus.